AAAGAAACGGACCAAUGGCGCCGAAUGACGUAAAAUCAAUAUGGCGGCCUCCAUUAGAGAGUAGAGAAGUCACGCGAAAACGAAAUCGAAACUGAAACAAGGCGUGGUAACGAAAAAUCGAAUCAUGAGCGGUUCAGAUUUUAAAAAUUAUGCUUAUCAGCAGUGUCCGACUGAUGAGAUGGAAAACAUAGAAAAAAGAUCUGGCUAUUGUAAAAUAAUCGCUAGUUGCAUUAUUUUUAUUUUGUCCGUCUUUUACGUGAUUUGUUGCAGUAAAGCAGUCGAUGGCGAACAACUGACGAAGAAUAACUCGAGUUUUAAUCAUUCUGUCGUUGCUGAGCCUCUGAAAAAUGAUGAUAAAUCAACGAUGAUAUAUUAUUUCACAAUUUUAUCGCUGUGGAUAAACACAACUGUUGUGGCAACUAUUUUACAUAGAAUAUGUUUGUUAAUAGAAGAGUUGUGGCAUUUCAAGAGCAGAUAUGGAAAAAAUUAUUGGAAAUUCUUGUCCACCAUAUUUUCAGGAGGAUGGAAUUCUUCAUUUGUAGUUUUUGGAGUCGGAAUUCUAAUAAUUUGUCUUCUUAUGGAUCAUCAUAUAGUUUUGAGCGUUGUGGAAUCAAAUAAGAAUUUAUUGAUUGUCGUAACUGCUGUUCUUAAUAUGUUCUUAAACCACAAGGUAUGGACAGAGACGGAAUUUCAACAUAGCAAGUCUCAUAUUCCCAGUACAGGAACGUUUAUGGCUUAUGCUGCUUAUUAUAGCUACUACAAGAAUGUAUUGCCCAAAUUAAAAGAGAGGAUUAUCAACGCAGAAAAGAAGCACAAUAUCAGAAUUCCUUUUAAGAAACUAAUCAUACUCUUUCCUUUGUCUGGACGGAUUCCGGAUUCGCUCGAACACGGAACAGAGGAAAUUCAACUAAUCGAUCACCUUUCUUCAAUUAAAACUAAUAAAGAAGGAACUCUUGAUCGGAAGAUGAACAAUCCUAUUUAUAAAAUAGCUCCAAGAGAUAAAGAGCCUUAUUAUUGUGUUGUUGAAGGGCAGAAUUCUUUACCAGUUCUUAAAUCUAUGAAACAACCAAAAGAAAUUUUUAAACAGCAAGCAUAUCUUUUAUAUAAUAUGCUGAAAGAAAUAUUAGAGGAUUCGGGUGAGAGGGACACCUAUCAUUUACUUUGCUAUAACGAUGAAGACGAGGACAAUCCACAAUUGCUUAGCCGACUUUUAUGGGACGAAUUGGACAGACAAUUAAAAAAAUAAGAUAUAUAAUUGUGAAGUUCCAUAAGAAGUGUGCUGUUUCUCAUAUGCUUUCAGAUCCAACUUUGCAUUCACACACAAUCCCGGACUUAGAGGGGCUCCGCACUUAAUGCUCAAUCCUCGGUGUCUCAAAAAUACAUCACAUUUUGAAGUGUGCACUGAUACUAUUUCAGAAUAUACCAUUCAACAUUCAAAUUAAAAACAUAGAACCAAAACCAAAUGAAACUCUAUUAAAUUUUCAUUAUGUAGCAUCUAUAAUAUACGUGUGAUUAAUAUAGAUCUCGCAGGAUUAUUAUGAUCAUAAUGCUUUGAAUCAGAAUACUAUCUAAACGACUGCAUAUAAAUAGAUUGUUAUAAUUCUUAAAGAUGUAAAAACAAAAUUUAUGAAGUAAAAUUAUGUUACUUUAAUUUCGCAAGCAGAUAUACAAAUUGUUUCCAUUGCGGGUAAAGGGAAAUAUAGGCUGCUGCAAAGGUAAGUGCUAUCAUUUUGAUCGCUUCAUCCUUGCAAGAGUUGCAAGGAUUCCAGAUAUCCUUGCGGGAUGUCUAAAAUCACAGAAAUUCAUUUUCAAAGAAUAUGAUGGUUAUGUUCUCUUCGAUCUCUACGCAACUUUGUGCCCACUAGUGGCCGAGUGUUUUUCUGAUCAUCAAUACAGUCAUUUUAACUGGCACCUCAAGGUAAUGAAAUUUUUCUAACAUUUUAAAUCAAUCAUCAUCAGAUGAUAUAAGAUCGAGUUCUUGUUGGCAAACCUUUGAAUCAUUGAAGUGCCUAAGCAUUUGCCAACAAUUCAAAGGUUAUUUUGUUGCCAGGCAAUCGAGAGCUCAUGGAAUAAAGUUAAGUGGUAUGCUAAGCAGAUCCCUGUGUUUUUUUUUAACAAAUGAAA
Centruroides sculpturatus (bark scorpion) is the source of this 2124-nucleotide messenger RNA. RefSeq names its product stimulator of interferon genes protein-like. The transcript has 10 exons. Gene Ontology annotation, cellular component: endoplasmic reticulum membrane; autophagosome. Gene Ontology annotation, molecular function: 2',3'-cyclic GMP-AMP binding; cyclic-di-GMP binding. Gene Ontology annotation, biological process: innate immune response; positive regulation of macroautophagy; reticulophagy. NCBI's taxonomy places the organism in Eukaryota, Metazoa, Arthropoda, Arachnida, Scorpiones, Buthidae. The record is from RefSeq and is a predicted model, not a curated record. Bases 125 to 1246 code for a protein of 373 amino acids.